Laetiporus sulphureus 93-53 is the source of this 573-nucleotide messenger RNA. RefSeq lists its product as uncharacterized. The record is from RefSeq and is a predicted model, not a curated record. The transcript is spliced from 4 exons. Bases 25 to 510 code for a protein of 161 amino acids. Lineage: Eukaryota; Fungi; Basidiomycota; Agaricomycetes; Polyporales; Laetiporaceae.
UUCUCUUGCUCGUCAGAAGAAGCAAUGACUGAACAAAUCGCCUCUGCGCUUGAGAAUCCAUCCGAGCUGGCUGCGGCACAACAAUGCUAUAUGAUUGUGACGCCUUCCGUCUUGAACUCCAACGGCGUCAGGGACCACGACGGCAACCACAUUAAGUGGUUCUUGAAGUUCGGUGACGGCAACGGAGAGACGCCCACCGGCCGUUAUGUCACCCAUAAUCCUGAUUAUGAAAUCCAAUCAAACCGCACAGGUCGCGCGGGCACCUUCCUACGACAGCAGGUCCUCGAGAACCGCGGAUUUGCAAUGAUCGUUCCGGACGGUUUUCGUAGCGAGUGGUAUGUUCUAUGGGAAAGACCGGACCAAAGGCCACCGAUUACCCUCAGCAAUAUUUUGACGAGCGCCAUUGACGCAUUCGCCAACUACAACCUCGGUACACAGGCGGGGCGCAACGCCGCGGCGACGGAUUUGGUCAACCGCAUCCCGCGGAUCUGCAAUAGUGCUCCUCCCUAAGCAGACAAGGCUCGUUCGUCACCAUUAGUAGCUCCCGAUGUGAUAUUUUCCACACUCGAUAAG